This is a messenger RNA of Loxodonta africana (African savanna elephant), 1603 nucleotides long. RefSeq names its product zinc finger protein 449-like. Gene Ontology annotation, biological process: urogenital system development; embryo development; regulation of transcription by RNA polymerase II. NCBI's taxonomy places the organism in Eukaryota, Metazoa, Chordata, Mammalia, Proboscidea, Elephantidae. The transcript is spliced from 4 exons. The record is from RefSeq and is a predicted model, not a curated record. Gene Ontology annotation, cellular component: nucleus. Gene Ontology annotation, molecular function: RNA polymerase II transcription regulatory region sequence-specific DNA binding; DNA-binding transcription factor activity, RNA polymerase II-specific. The coding region runs from base 1 to 1437 and encodes 478 amino acids.
AUGGCUGUGGCCCUGGGCUGUGCAAUCCAGGCCUCCUUGAAUCAUGGCUCCACGCUUAAAGAGUACGAUACUGAGUGUGAAGUCUUCCGUCAGCGCUUCAGGCAGUUCCAAUACCAACAGGCAGCCGGGCCUCGUGAAGCUUUCAACAGCCUCUGGGAGCUUUGCUCUCAGUGGUUGAAGCCAACGAUCCAUUCUAAGGAAGAAAUCCUGGAGCUGCUAGUGUUGGAGCAAUUCCUGACUAUUCUGCCCUCAGAGAUAGAGACCUGGGUAAGGCUGUACCGCCCAGAGAACAGAGAAAGAGCUCUGGCACUGGUGGAAGACUUACAGAGAGAACUUGAGAUACCAGAGCAGCAGGAGGCCACCGUGGCAGAGGAGCAGAUCCCACAGGCAGGGCCACAGUACCCGAGGGAUGGUGAUGAUAGGGAAUGCCAGCCCUUUUCCGAGCCAGCUGCCCAGGUGAAUGAGAUGCAUGAUAAGUUAAAGCUUGAGAACCCCUGGCCCAGGCGCUACAGGUUUCUAUUUCUUCUCUUAGGUUUUGAUAUUGGUAGCGAAAAUGAAGAAAAUAUUUCCCAACAGAAGAAACUGGAGAAUGCGCAUCCAUUUAAUUUUACUUUUGAGGGUAAUGCUCUCCAUGCUCGAGUUUUACCAGAAAAGUAUAAACAAUUAGAAAAUAAACAGGAAAACCUCCCGUAUUUAUCAGAGCUUGUAGGUGAUCAGAACCACCCUCUAGGAGAAAAACCCUCAGGUUCCAACCUGGAAGAACAUCUUAUUCCUAAACCAAAUAAGAAAAAGAGUCCACGAGGGAAACCUCACCAAUGUUCUCAUUGUGGUAAACGUUUUCCUCAGAAGUCACAACUUACUGGGCACCAGAUUAUUCAUUCAGGAACAGAGCCUUAUCAUUGCCCUGAAUGUGGGAAAAGUGUCCUUCGUAGGUCAGACUUUUACAGACACCAACGACUUCACAUAGGGAAGAGGCCCCAUGAAUGCAGCAUACGUAAAAAGCAAUUCACUCGGCGGUCACACCUUAUAGACCACCACAGAAUUCAUCUUGAAGGAGAAACCUAUAAAUGCCUUGAGUGUAGGAAAAGCUUUCACCAUCCAUCAAGUUUGAAAAGACACCUGAAAACUCAUACAGGUGAAAAACCUCAUAGAUGUGAUACUUGUGGGAAAAGUUUUAUUCGACCGGCAGCUCUUACUUUGCACCAGACAACUCACAGUGGAGAGAGACCUUUUAAGUGUAAUUACUGUGAGAAAACAUUUAGACGGAAACCAAACCUUGUUAUUCAUUUAAGAAUUCAUACAGGGGAGAAGCCAUACAAGUGUAGUUAUUGUUCUCAAAGCUUCAGACAGAGAACAGGCCUUAUUAUGCACCAAAUCACUCACUUGACAGAAUUGUUGAGGGAAACAGGUUCUACAGAAGUUAACAUUAAUUCAUAAAAAUCUUCACCUACAACAGCCAAUUUGUCCUGAAAAAAGUUUUGUUUGAGCUAUAAGAUCAGCUCCCCCUCCCUUUUAAAAACCCGUUUUCCGAGGUGUAUGAAUUCUCGACUACCUACCUACUCUUGGCAACUGUCCUAGAUUUGAUUCAUUCCGUCUGCACAGC